AAGACGAAGGAACGCCUCCGCACUAAAGUAUGGUGGCCUGGUAUCGACCGACAAGCGGAAAUGACGUGUAAAACUUGUAUCAGUUGUCAAGCCGUCAGUCAGCCGCUUCCUCCAGCUCCAGUCAAAUCAACGGCACUACCACAAGGACCGUGGGAAGACCUAGCCACAGAUUUGCUGGGACCUCUACCGACAGGAGAAACGCUACUCGUCACCGUAGACUACUACAGCCGCUACUUCGAGGUUGACAUUCUACGGUCUACUACCGCGCAGUCCGUCAUCAACCGUCUCAAUGUUCAUUUUGCACGGUACGGUAUCCCGCGAAGCAUUCGCACCGACAACGGACCGCAGUUCAUUGCUUCCGAGUUCACUGCUUUCCUCAACGAGCUAGGAAUCCAGCAUCGCCGGAACACACCUCUUUGGCCACGGGCAAAUGGAGAAGUAGAACGACAGAACCGCACUCUGUUGAAGGCCAUUAAGGUCGCGAAUCUUGAACAGAAACCAUGGCGAGUGGAGUUACAAAGAUUUCUACUAGCCUACCGGUCUACACCUCAUUCAACAACAGGUGUCAGUCCCGCCGAGCUACUCUUUCGCCGUCCAAUGCGCAGCAAGCUACCCGCUAUCACGGAUACGGUAAGUGAUGACGUAUCUGUUCGUGAUCGUGACUCUGCACGUAAGCAAACCACGAAAGAUUAUGCUGACCAGUCGAGUCGUGCCCUGGACCAUCCUGUCACGGAGGGAGACAGAGUUCUUGUCAGAAAUACGACUCCUGCGAAUAAGCUCAGUCCUACUUUCUUGCCGGAUCCGUACACAGUUGUUUCUCGUCACGGGGAUCAGCUUGUCCUCGAAUCUCCGGGAAAAGUCAAGGUUAAACGCAACGUCCAGCUGACGAAGCCGGUAUGCGAAAGGAAGGAAAGAGAUGAGGACGUUGAGAUAUCAGCAGGCAGCAGUGAAAGUGCAAACACCGACAGCAACACCCAGGCAGAUACUGGAGACCAAGCUGCAGCCACGACCCCGACACAAGACAUGUCUGAGCCAGAGACACAACAAUCAGAACGACCGAAGCGAACUAUAGUCCCUCCUGCGCGAUUUAAAUCGUUUGUGACUUCGUUUCGUUAGUUUGUAUACGUUCAAUUUGUUCUCCGUAUUGUUUAUCUAAAGGAAGGGAGGGAAAUGUAGUGUUUGAGGUCAGUUAAUGUCAUUAAGUGAGGACACGCCCUUGCGGCUAUUACUAUCUAUUACUUAGGUUUCUAGCCCUGCCACUUGUAUUCAGUUCUGUUCUAGCCUUGGUACAGUACAGUACGGAAAGCUACUCGUACGUAGCACGUUGUCUACUCGGUCCACAGACUAC
Messenger RNA from Corticium candelabrum, 1348 nucleotides. RefSeq lists its product as uncharacterized. Gene Ontology annotation, molecular function: nucleic acid binding. The transcript has a single exon. The record is from RefSeq and is a predicted model, not a curated record. The coding region runs from base 61 to 1116 and encodes 351 amino acids. NCBI's taxonomy places the organism in Eukaryota, Metazoa, Porifera, Homoscleromorpha, Homosclerophorida, Plakinidae. Gene Ontology annotation, biological process: DNA integration.